AUGCUUCACUGUUUCUGCUUUCUAGAUAGUUCCAAUGAUAACGCGGCUAGUAUUAGUCCGGUUCCCUUGACUCAGGUGGCGCUUCAUUCACCUCGGACACCUGCUAUGCAGGAAAAGCAAGGCGAUGAAAUCGAGGCUCAAGUGAUUUCCUCUGCUGAAGAUGAUAGCACCUUGAUUCCCCCGUUGGUGGGAGGUCCCUUGGAACACGUGCCUGAUGAAGGCAGUAAGCGAUUUGAAGACAUCGCAGAGGAAUCUGAUGGACAGUCCUUAAUGAGUGAUCGCAAUCACACAAGUCAUGAGCCUCGUCUUAAGCCAGAGUCGGCCCGAUUAGAGAGGCCAUCUCGCCAGGCAUCUGCCCGGCCGCGGUCAAUCAGGGAGAGAGGGUCUGUUGAGGUUCCCAAGGAGACGUAUGAACUGAUGUCAGAGAUCGAGGAUGUCUCGGCAACAGAGGCAGACGAUGAGUCAUCUCACCAUGACGAAAAUGAAGUUGAAGGCGGCCAUCUUGAAUUCCAUUUCACAACUGGAGACCAGUCAGAACCUGUUGAAUCUAGCUUCCUCACACAAGACCAGGGGGACAGUGAACGUCUGCUUAAUGAACCUGAACAGGAUAAACAUCUUGAUGUCGCGGAUGCACCAACAGAACCUAUCAUUACCCCUGAACCUGUUGUUGGUGAGUGCCAGUAUGAUACCCUGGAGAUGAUUUAUCAAGCACAGUCAUUAGAUCUCUACAAGAAUGGUCCUGGAACUUGCAAUUAUGAGGAUGAGGCUGCAUAUUCAGAUGAUUUUGAUGAUGAAGCAUCACAAAAAGCUGCAACCUCACCCAUCAAUAGAUGUCUGACCUAUACCCCUGACAGUGCAGGAAAGUCAUCUCCACUCCUCACACAAGUUCCAACAAGACACAAUAGCGCAGAUAGCAGGCGGUCUGCGGCUGGGACUCCAGGAGAAGAGCAGGGAGUGGAUGAUCGGGAAUGGUCACGUGAGAGUGUCAGAGCAACUUCAACUCAACAUCCCAGCUCUCACUCCCGCCGUUAUUCAGCGUCUGAUCUGUUAGAAUCUGCUACAUCUGGUGGUUCGCGGCGUGGGAAGUUAGUGAGACAGCAUUCAUUUGAUGAGGAACGGGCUUUAUCUCGGCCAACUACUGGUGUUAGGACUCGCCUCACAUCAUACAAAGCCCUGCCUCCUAUUGGCAGCUCACUAGACCAAGAGGACAAGGUGGAUCCUGAUGAUUUGGAUGAUGACAAGGCAGAGUCUGUUUUCGAGGAUGUUCCAGUAAAAGAAGAGGCAACUGAAAGGGCUUUCUCUGGCAGAAGCCGCACAGUGAGUCGCUCUGGAACUCCUGUGGCUGUUGAUGAUAGUGAGGAAACAGAGAGAGCUUUCUCAAGCAGAAGCCACCCAGCCAGUCACUCUGGAACUCCUGUGGCUGUUGAUGAUAGUGAGGAAACAGAGAGAGCUUUCUCAAGCAAGAGCCACCCAGCCAGUCACUCUGGAACUCCUGUAGCUGUUGAUGAUAGUGAGGAAGCAGAGAGAGCUUUCUCAAGUAGGAGCGGCCCAGCCAGUCACUCUGGAACUCCUGUAGCUGUUGAUGAUAGUGGGGAAACAGAGAGAGCUUUCUCCAGCAAGAGCGGCCCAGCCAGUCACUCUGGAACUCCUGUAGCUGUUGAUGAUAGUGGGGAAACAGAGAGAGCUUUCUCCAGCAAGAGCGGCCCAGCCAGUCACUCUGGAACUCCUGUAGCUGUUGAUGAUAGUGAGGAAACAGAGAGAGCUUUCUCCAGCAGGAGCGGCCCAGCCAGUCACUCUGGAACUCCUGUGGUUGUUGAUGAUAGUGAGGAAACAGAGAGAGCUUUCUCUAGCAGGAGCCACCCAGCGAGUCACUCUGGAACUCCUGUAGCUGUUGAUGAUAGUGAGGAAGCAGAGAGAGCUUUCUCCAGCAAGAGCCACCCAGCGAGUCACUCUGGAACUCCUGUAGCUGUUGAUGAUAGUGAGGAAACAGAGAGAGCUUUCUCUAGCAGGAGCCACCCAGCGAGUCACUCUGGAACUCCUGUAGCUGUUGAUGAUGAGACACAUGUUUCUCCCGACCCACAGCUGGCAACAUCUUCUGUUGUUGAGAGAAAUGAAGAUGAAGGUGGUUCAGUUAAUCAUGUUGAUGGGGAGGAAUCAGGAGAAAAGGAGGAUGAGGAAAAACCACAGGAGAAUGAGGCUGAAGUUGCCAGAGCUGAAAAUGAGGAUGAAGAAGUUAAUGAAGCUGAGGUCAGUGAGUUCCCUGCUGUUGAUGAACAUGUUGAAGCAGGUGAAGAUGAUCUAGAUGGGGAGAGUCAUGAUGAUGUUAGGGAGCAGGAAGAAAAGGCAGACAUUGGGCAGAAUAACAAUGAGGUGGCAAAGGAAUCUGAUGAUGAAACCACCGCUGAUAAAGGAGGAGUGGACAAGGCUGAGAGUGUCACCGAGGAAGGCAAACGGGAAUUGGAUGAUGUUCAUACGGAAGAGGCUCCCGCGGAUCAAGAUGCUGAGGAUCCAGCACUGAGUGGCAAUUUGGCAAAUGAUGAUGAUGGAGAGGUGAAUAAGAAUAAGACAGCAGAACAGGAGGAGAAUCCGUCUGAAGUUGAUGCUAAGGAGGUUGAUACUGCUGUAGUUGCUGUCCCUGUGGAGACAGCUGAGACAGCUUCAGAUGUAGGUGGAGGGCAUGAGGUACAGCCUGAGGAAGUUCCUGAAGCACCAGUGGAAGCAGAUACUAAACAAGAAGAUAUUGAGCUAUCCCCAGAGGAGGAUGAGGCCACAAGUGAGGAUAAACCAGCAGAGGAUGAGGCCACUAGUGAGGAUAAACCAGGAGAGGAUGAGCCCACAAAGGACAAGGCCACAGAGGAUAAACCAGCAGAGGAUGAGGCCACAAGUGAGGAUAAACCAGCAGAGGAUGAGGCCACAAGUGAGGAUAAACCAGCAGAGGAUGAGGCCACUAGUGAGGAUAAACCAGGAGAGGAUGAGCCCACAAAGGACAAGGCCACAGAGGAUAAACCAGCAGAGGAUGAGGCCACAAGUGAGGAUAAACCAGCAGAGGAUGAGGCCACAAGUGAGGAUAAACCAGCAGAGGAUGAGGCCACUAGUGAGGAUAAACCAGGAGAGGAUGAGCCCACAAAGGACAAGGCCACAGAGGAUAAACCAGCAGAGGAUGAGGCCACGAGUGAGGAUAAACCAGCAGAGGAUGAGGCCAGAGCUGAGGAUAAACCAGCAGAGGAUGAGGCCAGAGCUGAGGAUAAACCAGCAGAGGAUGAGGCCAGAGCUGAGGAUAAACCAGCAGAGGACGAGGACUCAAAGGACCAGGUGACUGAGGACAAGCCAGCCAAUGAUGAAACCAGUCAGGAUAAACCAGCUGAGGAUGAGGCUACAACUGAGGACAGUCUGAACAAACCUUCAGAAGAACAUGCUCCAACUGUGGAUCCUGAGGAGACAAUGACAGAGAGGGAGGCUAAAGCUGAGGAUAGUCGGGAUGGGCCAGCUGAUGAUAAAGCUGGUGUGAAUAGCAGAUGGGAAGUGCUCCAUCCCGGUGGCUCCCCCUGGCCAGUGACCACAUCGCCCUCUCUAGGGUACUCCUACAGCCGUAAUCGAGCUGACUUUAUCCAAUCACUUGUGGAGUACAGCGACACAGACUCUUGCACUACACCACCAUCCACUGAUACUAUCCGCACUAACACGGCUCGGCAUCCAAGUAUCUGUCAUGACACCGAGCAUGGACCACCUGAGACAACAUGGACUGCACCCCUGCCGUGUCCAAGCAUGUACGAUUAUUUCAAAGUCGGGCCAGCUCUGGAGAGUAGAACACGUAAUCUGCCGCCUAUUUCAUACAAUGGAAACUCCAAGUGUGACUCGCUUAGGGCAACUGACCACAAUGGGUUCCCAUCCAACAGCAACUGGCCACCUCAGAAUAUCAGCCCUGGCCAGGAGCCUUGGAGUAAGGAGACAACGGGUUCAGAUCUGGACUGGUCAAGGAACCAGGACCAGAAUGGCCAAGGAGUAACUAGUGACUCUCAGUCACUAUCUGGGCAAACUCGAGCUGGGAGGGACAGGUGUGGAGAUGUUGACAAGGUAGAGCCACUAGAAGUGAACAGUCAUCCUAAAACGGCUUGUCAACUGAAAGGUUCCAGUGCAAAGCAGAAAGUUCAGAACCCUCGUCCAACAAGGGAGAGUCAGAGACAAGCUUACAGUGCAAAACUGAAGCCUCAAAACCCUCUUUCAAAAAGGAAUUGGACCAAAAAAGGUUGCAGUGCAAAGCCAAUUUCACAGAACCCUCGUACCAAGAGGGAUAAUGAAAUCAAGCAUUACAGUGUUGGGCCAAAACUACAGGACCCUCCUGCAGAGAAAGCUCAAAAGACUGGUAGCUAUGCAGUGCCAGAAUCUCGGAACCGUCGUCCCUGGAGAGUGUGUCAAAUAGGUGUUUACAAUGCAACUUCUCAGCAAAGGGAAGAAGGUCAGGUAAAUACACAGAUAACAAACAAGAUCAGCCAAGAGAAACAGUCUCCUACUUCAGAAAAGUCUUCUACUUCAGAAAAGUCUCCACAGAUUGUAUCUCAACAAGAGAGGAAAUCAUUCCCUGGUCAACACUUGAAGCCUCAACCCAAUAACAGUAUAGGCUGGCCUAGGAAGUCAGUUCAAGGGAGAACAAUGUCUCACCCUUUUCUGCCGACUCAUGAACUGAGACAGAUGUCAGCAUUCCCGGAGAGAGCAACACCUUUAAGCACAACCCCAGAGUCACAACGUGCUCUGUCUUAUACAAGGAGCUCUCAUUAUCUUGGGAGUAAUGAAGCAUCACAGUCAUUUAGUGAAUCAAAUCAAGAGUUUAAGAAUGCAUGCUGGAACUCCAGUCAUAGAAACAUUGGAACAUUGACAAGCCCUCUGCCACCAAUCAUGGCAAGUUAUAACUAUACACACAAGAGCCAGCAAGUUCUUGAUGUUUGUAACUGUAAGAUGAGCUCAUCCAAUGCUAAUCCACCAACUAGGAUUACCAUUGAUAAAUCGGCAUCACCGACCCCAAUGUUGUCUUGUGAAUCAGGGAAUAAGGUAUCUGCUGGAACAAGUCCAUGGAAUUCCAUCACACCAGAUGAAAGGUUGACUGGAGCAGGUUGUGCUAGUACUUGUACAAUUAGAGGUCCAAUCCCACCAAACAAACCUGAUUAUUGGUCUCCUCUGACUGGUGGAAGCCCUGUAACACCGAAGGCUCUUGAACACCAAAAUAUAGGGAGUGGGUUGAGUCCAUCACCACCACAGACACCCAAAUACCAGACAACUGGGACUGGAGCUAGUCCAUUUCCACCACGGACACCUGCUUAUCGAACCACUGGGACUGGAGCUAGUCCAUUUCCACCACGGACACCUGCUUAUCGAACCACUGGGACUGGGGCUAGUCCAUUGCCAUCACUUGCACCUGAAUAUCGAACCACUGGGACUGGAGCUAGUCCAUUUCCACCACGGACACCUGCUUAUCGAACCACUGGGACUGGGGCUAGUCCAGUGCCAUCACUUGCACCUGAAUAUCGAACCACUGGGACUGGAGCUAGUCCAGUGCCAUCACUUGCACCUGAAUAUCGAACCACUGGGACUGGGGCUAGUCCAGUGCCAUCACUUGCACCUGAAUAUCGAACCACUGGGACUGGGGCUAGUCCAGUCCCACCACGGACACCUGCUUAUCGAACCACUGGGACUGGAGCUAGUCCAAUGCCAUCACCUGCACCUGAAUAUCGAACCACUGGGACUGGGGCUAGUCCAGUCCCACCACGGACACCUGAAAACCAAACCACUGGAACUGAGUUAGGUUCAAUGCCAGCAGUGACAGCUGAAUAUCGGAGCACAGGGGUUGGGGCUAGUCCUGUGCCACCAGGAACUCCUGAAUACCAAACCUCUGUGACCGGAGCAAGUCUAGUUUCUCCCAUUACACCAGAAUAUCAGAAUACACCAGAAUAUCUGAGUACUGAGUCUGCAAUACUUCCGCAUAUUGGAGGGUACCACACCACCACACAUGAGAUGAACAGAGAUCUGGCGAUGCAAAGUCUUCCGCGGAAGAUGAGAAGUGCAUCUCUACCUGCAAUUGGGACAGAAACCUUGAGAGAUGUGAAAAGAAAGACUCGGUCACGACCUGCUGGGGAGACCCAAGACGAUGAUUUAGUCCUGAAACAGUUUGCUAUUGAAACCUGGAAAGAAGAUGAUAUUGCUCUUAAUGAUGCUGAAUGUGAAGAUUUGCUAACUAAGUUUGGAACUCCUGACUCAACAGCUGAAUUUGAUACGAUAUCCAAAGCUACAGAAUGUGUGGCAAAGACAGAAUAUAGGGAUGAAGAUGCCAGCACCACUCCUGUGAUGCCCAUGGUAGAGACAGAAACUGCUGUGAGCCCUGGUCUACUUUCUGAGGUGGAUCACCCUGGAAUGAUGCUAGGUGUAAUCUGCACUCCUCCAGAGAGGACUCUGUUGGAUAGGCCCAACACUCAAUCCAUAACCUGUUACGAUGUUGGAACUAUGAUAAAUCCUAAUGAACUUCCCCUGUUCAAAGAUGCAAGUACAUCAGUGACUCCAAGUCGACUGCUGAACAGGGAAAAUACUGCCACAUCUGAUGAUUUUGAGAGGACAUCACCACAGGAGAAAGAAUAUCCUUCCGACCUAGAGGCACUUUCCACGAACAGAGAUACAUGGACCUCUGUAACUCCUGAGAGGUUACCUGAAUAUAGUGAUGCAGAAACCAGCAUAAGUCCAGGAAUGCUCCAUGACUCCUCUGAUGCAGCAACUGCAGUGACUCCUAGUCUGCUCUCACAAACUGUUGAUGAAGGAACCUCAAUGAGCCCUUUACCACAACCAUUGUCCAGGGAGGUGGAAACAGCUGGGAGCUUGGAUGGACUGUCCACUUUCCCGAUUGUUGGUACCAUUCAAACUCCUGAUGACUUGUCUGGUUCAAAAGACUCUGGCACUUACGACAGUAUGAGUCCUGAUAACUCCCAACCAUCCAGAUCUCAAUGUGUUGGGAGUAGUCCAGAGAGCUUGGUGGAAUCGAUGACUAAUUCAGAAAAAAGAUAUGAACGUAAUGACUGUGUUCUCCUGAGCCCUAAUGUGAAAGAAACUGGGGAUGGACCUAAACAAAGCAAGAAUCAACCCAACAUGUUUGAAAGUAAUGAAUGGGAUGCCAAUUUCUGUACGAGGUCUGGAGUGAUGGCUCUUUACAAGGAUGCCAUGACUUUCAUUACUCCGGAGUGCCUGCCUCCACAUAAAGACACAGAAACGACAACCACUUGUGUUAAGCUACCGAUGUACAAAGAUGUAGGAACAAAUGUCAGCCCGAGCCUUCACAAGAACUUGAGUCUUGAGGAUUUACUUGGUGUGUCCAUGGGAUACCAUGUUCAAGGGCGCCAGAUAAACAUCAUUCAGACUUAUGUUUCCAGAAUUGGUGAGACAAACACAACGCACGGAUACAGAUGGAGAACCUUAGCAACACUUGGUGCAAGUUCAAGGACAGGAAAUCAUCCCACAAGGGUUGCUGUUGAUGCCUCCACAUCGCCUAGCAAAGUAUCGUCAGGUGAGAAGCCAGAGAAAGUGUCCACUGGUACAAGCCCAUUGAUUGCCAUUACACCUGAUAAGAAGAGAACUGGAACUGACAAGAAUGCAACAGACGGAACAGACUCAACUGCAGGUCCUUCUACUGAUCUUGCUGCGAGUCAAGAUGUUGGAACUAUAAUGGAAGCAGGAGAUCUGCCAGCUUACAAGGAAACAAGUACAUCAGUGACUCCAAGAAGGUUGCUUGAAAUAGCAGCAACUGGUACCUCUGAUGAUUCUGAAAAUUCACCAAGACAGGAGGAAGGAUGUAAUGUGAGCUUGGAUGCACUCUCUGCUAGCAGGCACACUGGGACAUCUAUAAGUCCAGAGAGACUUCCUGAAUUCACAGAUGCAGAAACAAGCACUUGGCCACCACCAAAUGAACCAAAGUACUGGUCUGUUGCCAUUGGAACGAGUCCUUUGCAGUCGGGUGCCAGUCCAGAAAAUGAUGACCCCUACCUAGUGUUAGAACUGGAAUCAAAGUACAGGAGUAUUGGUGCUGGGGGCACUCCUGUACCAAGGAUCAUAAUCCCCACCAGAUCGUCCUCCAGGGGACCUGGAGAGAUCGAUCAAGACCUAGAAUCGACCUACAGAAGCAUUGGAGUAGGAGUUGACUCCGACUGUACGAGUGAACAUUCAGAGGACAUGUUUAGGUCUAGGACAGUGACUCGUGGUGUUGGAACAAGCCCGCCACCUACAGCAUCUUCGAUAAGUGGAAUAGAACAUAUAUUUCAGUGGCGGUACCGAAGUAUGGGAAUUCCACCGGUAUCAUCUACAAACACCCCUGCCAGUAGAAAUAGAGAUAAUCCUUUUACCAGGGGAUUUAACUUCAAAAGUGUAGGCACAGGAGCUGAUUCUGAAUCAACUGCUAGUAGUCCAACAUCACAUUCAUCUGAGGGAGAAGAGGAUGGCAUAAAUCUGGGACCAAACUAUAGAAAUGUUGGAAGUGGACUCAGUCCUCCAUUGUCUAGUCCAGCCAUUCCGGCCAGCCACAGAGACUCUUUGGGCUUCACAUUUAAACAAAGGCUCAGGAGUGUUGGUACAAAUCCUCAGUCUGCAAGUGAAUCAGAAGACAAUGAUUCAAGUAAGGGGCCAAAGUACUGGACUGUGGGGGUCGCCACAAGUCCAUUGUCCACCAGUUCAUCAGAUGCAGUAACUGAAGACACACCUAGGAUUAGUAGAUGGCAAAAUGUUGGCAACAGAGCAAGUCGGAAGCCAACUGCAAAUGAACUUUUCAAGGAAACAACAGGUAAAAUUCCUGGUGUUACACUCGUGUGCAGACCUCGCCGAGAAAGCAAAUGUGUUGGAACUGAGAGAAGGAACUCGAAGGAGGUAGGAGCUAAAGCUUUGCCACAAGAGUCAUCAGCAUUCUUCAAGUCAGUGAACAAGUUUUCAUCAUUCCGAAAGCAGCAGAGAAUCUCUGUUGAUGAGGGUACAAGCCCAGAUAAACAAAACCAGGAGAGAAUCUAUGAUGCUGAACAUACUAGCCCAGAGGCCACAGAUCCGAAAGAUAGUGGAUACUUUACAAGAGGCAAUGGAGAUGAAUCAGUUGUGUCCUCUCAGGAGAAGAGGCAACAACUGCCUUCAGUGACGAGGAAAUCAUCCGUGAUGUCCCAGACAUCUCAAGGCUGCAGCACAGACAGCAGUCCUUCUUAUCAAAAGGAGAUGUCCAAUAUACCAGUGCCAUUUUACCUUGGGUUGGGCCAGGACUCUAGUGAAUCAACGAGUAGGCAUGUUGGUUCUAAGCUGAAGAAUGAGGCAGAUUUACCAACUUUGCCAAAGAAGAUGAAAUCAAAGGGCAGAAAGAGCUGGCCAUCUCUGAAGAGUUUGUCUGAACUGUGCAAGAAACAAACACUUCAAAAGCAGAAUGAGGUUGUUACCAGAGAACCAGCAGUCUCUCUUCCAAAGAUUUCAGAAGGUCAGGGACAGGGCAAGGCUAGAGACCAAAGCUAUAAAAAAAACACCAGUCCUUACCUAGAACCCCCUGUGUUCAUGAGGCAAAGAUCUAAUUCCCAGCAAAAGACAGGCCAAGUGUGUCCACAUUCUCAUUCACGAUCUAAAAGUGAUUUUCCAAGAGGUACAAAGACCAAGCACAAGAAGCACCAGAAAGUAAGAAAAGCCAGUGAACCCAUUGUGUAUCCAAGAUUUUAUCCAUACACAGGGUCUUUUUUAGUGAUUGGUGAGGAAUCUGGAAGGUUGGCUACCCUGGGUUCCUCAUCCAAAUCGGCCUUGUCAGUUGACAGUCAUGUGUCCUCUCAGUUCAAGUCAGUACACGGGCGUGUACCAACACCUUUUUCCUUCAAUCAUGAGGAGGAGGAGGAGAGGGAAGAAGAAAACAAAUCAAGACCAAACGCACCCAUUCGUCCUGCAUGCGUGGUCCACAGGACUGUAGCCACCAGCCCUUCAAUUCCAUCCACCAGUGUGUCAGUGGAAGGAAGGCCAGUGAGUUGCUCUGAAGAUACAGCACAGUCUAACACUUGUGAAGAAGCAGUCAUUACUCCAUGUCCUGAGUUAUUUCUUGACCAAAAGCAAAAAACAGGUGUCUCACUGAAACAGUGGAAUACAUUAUUCAACGGGAAUAGAGCUGUGGACACUCCAUCAAUAGGAUGUUCGUCAGCAAGUUCCAAAACUGUUUCUUCAAGACUAGAUGGUGAUGGUUCUGGUCCUAUCAGUGAGAACAAGCCAGGAAAGGAAGACUGCCACACUCAGAAUGAAAAACCUGUGAAGGAUGAUAAGAUGGUUGGAACUGAGCCAGAAGGCUUGUCCUUGCAAGCUGUUUCAAUAUCACACUCACUCAAUGAAGUGGCUGGCCUGCAGAUCACUCCAAGGGCAAACCCUGCUCCACAGCAGUCAUUUGAUUUGGCCUUGCAUUCUGAAUCAACUGGAGACAGUCAGCAUUCGAGACGGGCGUUGAUAGUUAUGUAUGACCAAUACCCUGAUGACACCCGACUUGAAAGUGAAACUCAUCCACUUGCUGGAGGAACUUCAGGAGGCCUUCAUGGAAGGAAUGAUCGGAAAGUGUCAUCUCCAAUUGAGUAUGCGGUUAUUUCUGUGCCCAACAGCCAGGAUCUUGAAAGCAUUGCAUCUGUCUUGGCUGCAAGAGAACCUGAGUUAGAGGUACAAACAACUCAAUACUCUUUGCCAAAUCUUGGUGGUGAGAAUGGCCAUCCUGAUUGGAGGAAGGUGCUGAGUCUGCUAGUCAGGUUGAUAGGGAGUGAUGGCGUCAAUGAAUCUGCUAAUGGAAAUGUGAGAGCUGCAUCUCAGGCCAAUGUUACUACUCAUUCCAGUCUGCAGGAGUCAGUGUUACACUGUGAUGUGGAAACCAUGACCAGUCCAUCACUGAUGAAGAAUUCCCAAAGGGUAGUGACGACCUUCACAAGGUCAACGUGUGUGACUCGUGUUGAGACUUCUUCCGAACUUGGACAUGAAAGCUUUGAUGUUCAGACGAUGACCAGCCCGUCCUUGUACUCCUUCUCUACUGUUACACAAUCACAGACUGUCACAAGGGCAAAGAGCACCUUUCUGGGUGCUAACGGAUUGAAGCCAGGUCAGGUUUUUCAUGGAAAAAGAAAAACGCAGAGCAAGUCAGUACUGUCACCACUUUUGGAGCCUCAUUUUGAGCCAAGUUACAACCAGUCAGCAGGAAAAGACACAAACACAUCAGAAAGAUGUCAAAUUGAUGAUGAUUCCAAUGUAAAUGCCAAAGCUGUGGGGAGGGAUAAGCCUCUGAGAAAAUCAGCUCCAAUCGUAAGUUGUCCGGUCUUUGAGCAAGACUCUGGACCAGUGGUGAAUCGGGUUCCCGUUGAAUCUACCCAGAAUGACAUAACUCACCAAGUGCCCGAAUCUGCUGAGUACAGAACUGACAGAGUGUCCUCAGCAGGUCCUCAACCAUCACAUGAGAACAUAAAUGAGAUGCCAAGCCUACUUCCAGCCAGGGAUGGGACAAAUCAUCGUACUGGGAAUGCUGAUGAGAAGAAUUGUAAAAGCCUGCCGGCUACCCUUGCAUUGAAAAGUGUUGGAAAGUGGAAGUCAGUUGGUAAACAUAGAGAUGAAAAUGAACAGGAGAAACGUGCAAAAGGCCAAAAUGAAACCAAACAAUCUGCAGAAAUGGCUAUGUUUGCAAGCCCUGAGGUCGAUAUAGGGACACUUGUUAGCCCACCAGCGCAUCUUGAAAGGCGUAGAGGAAGGCAUGUACAUUUUUCACCUGAGAGGAAUCCAGCAGGCGUUCAUCAUAUGCACAGCAGCAUUGAGGGACCAAAUGAAGGCAUGAUGUCUGAGGCUGAAGGAAGGAAGAAUAACGGGAAUGUCCCUGAAGAAACUGAACCCACCCCAGAUCAGACCAACUUAACAGAAGACUACAAGAUGAUGCUUGGCCAAGAAGCGGAUAAGAUGCUUACUUUUGGAUUUGGAGCUGUCGGUAUGAGUGUCAGUGAUCAGAAAGGUGUUGCUAAAACUCACCAGUCAACAUCCCCUGUUUGCUUCCCUGAUGUAGGAGGGGAGAGGGCUCAUAGCAGUGACUCUACAUGUAGGACAGUUGCUGUUGGUCCAACACCUCCGAUAUCAGCAGCGACUAUGACUGAUGUUGGCACUUCAGUGUCUGAGCCAGUUGAACAUGUAGCAGUGCCAGUAACUCCUCGAAUAUCUGAAACGCGUGGUUUAAGAAGUUGGACUGAUGCUGAUGAUGGCUUAAACAAUCCCAGUGACUCUGAGGAUAGCUCAUUGGAUGAGUUCUGUGAUUGUGAUGAGGAUGAACUGUCUCAUGUUGACUAUGGUGAAACACAUCCCAAUCACAAGUCGACUGCAACCAACACCUCAAGACCUUGUUUUGAGUCUGAGGAUGAGAUAGAGGAAGCUGUAGGAUGGACAGACAACGAGAAUACAAUGGUAGAGAGGUUACUACCACAAGUUUCAAUUCAAGAACCGACGUUUGCAACAGAAGAAACUGCAACAAGUCCAAUUAACCAAUCACUUCUUGAGUUCGAGGAAUUGGAGAGAAAGAUAGCACAGGAGACACAAAGUGCUGAAUGUGAUGGUCGGACAUCUAUCAAUAAAGGAGCAGCCCAGAUGAGAGUAAACCGAACUGACACAGGUACUGGAGCGUCUCCACCAAAUGAGGCUUUCAACAAAUCACCUCUGCCUCAACUCUUGAAGACGAUGUGGGGGACUGUGAAUCAAGCACUUGCUGUCAAUUCACCUGUGGAAUAUCCAGUACCUGAUGUGAACUACCAGACAUUCUUCGUGACAGAGCUUGAUCCAAGAUAUUAUGAUGAACCUGUUCGUACGACAUCAACUCUCCAGCAGGAUGCUACCAAAUCAACUGAUAUUCAUGGCAAUCAUUGGCCUCGGUUUGCCCUAAAGGCAACUGCUGUCAAAGCAGGAAGUCCAAAUCAGGCUAUGUCAUCUUUUGAUAUGAGCACAUCACCAAGUCCACCAAGUCCAAUAACUGCAUUGGAGUCUAGUGAUGUGAAAACAUCACCCAGAAUACCUCCAAGUCCUGUGGUGGAAUCUAAUGAUGUGGGCACAUCUCCUGGAAUACCUCCAAGUCCAAGACCUGUAGUGGAAUCUAAUGAUGUGGGCACAUCUCCCGGAAUACCUCCAAGUCCAAGACCUGUAGUGGAAUCUAAUGAUGUGGGCACAUCUCCUGGAAUGCCUCCAAGUCCAAGAACUGUAGUGGAGUCUUGUGAUGUGGGCACAUCACCCGGAAUGCCUCCAAGUCCAAGACCUGUAGUGGAGUCUUGUGAUGUGGGCACAUCACCCGGAAUACCUCCAAGUCAAAGACCUGUAGUGGAGUCUUGUGAUGUGGGCACAUCACCCGGAAUACCUCCAAGUCAAAGACCUGUAGUGGAGUCUUGUGAUGUGGGCACAUCACCAGGAAUACCUCCAAGUCCAAGUCCUGUGGUGGAGUCUCAAGAUGUGGGCACAUCUCCUGGAAUACCUCCAAGUCCAAGACCUGAAGUGGAGCCUAAUGAUGUGGGAACGUCACCCGGAAUACCUCCAAGUCCAAGUCCUGUGGUUGAGUCUCAAGAUGUGGGCACGUCACCAGGAAUGCCUGCAAGUCCAAGUCCUGUGGUGGAGUCUAAUGAUGUGGGCACAUCACCAGGAAUUCCUGCAAGUCCAAGACCUGUAGUGGAAUCUAAUGAUGUGGGAACGUCACCCGGAAUACCUCCAAGUCCAAGUCCUGUGGUGGAGUCUCAAGAUGUGGGCACGUCACCAGGAAUGCCUGCAAGUCCAAGUCCUGUGGUGGAGCUUAAUGAUGUGGGAACGUCACCCGGAAUACCUCCAAGUCCAAGUCCUGUGGUUGAGUCUCAAGAUGUGGGCACAUCACCAGGAAUUCCUGCAAGUCUAAGGCCUGUAGUGGAGUCUAAUGAUGUGGGCACAUCUCCAGGAAUUCCUCUAAGUUCAAAACCUCUUAGUGUAGGAAGAGGCCAAGUAGUAGAGUGUGUUGAUGUUGGCACAUCACCUGUUAUAUGUCUUAGUCCAAGACCUGCUAGCUCAGGCAGUCUGCUGCUUUCGUGUGAUGCUGGCACAUCCCCUCUAAAGUCCCUUGAUAUGGCGACAUCACCUACUCCUCCCAAUGCUACGAAGGUCAAUUCUCAAACUCACCAGACUACAAUGAGCCUUGGAAAGAACUCUCUAGACCUGGCAACAUCCCCCACGCCUUUGGGCUCACCAAUACUAAAGAACUCCAUGGACAUGGCCACGUCCCCCACACCUCCAAACACACCAGUGGUCAAGAUUUCGUUAGACAUGGCCACUUCCCCAACACCUCCAAACUCACCUAUGGUCAAGAAGUCUAUGGACAUGGCCACGUCCCCCACACCUCCAAACUCGCCAAUGGUCAAGAACAUGGACAUGGCCACAUCACCAGUGAUGAAGAACUCAGUUGACAUGGCCACCUCUCCUACUCCACUGAGCACUUCAAAACCUGCCUCUCCAAGAUAUAGAAGUCAUUCAGGGCGAAGUGACCAUGAUCAAGUCCUACCAAUGGAGGACAAAGAUGUGACCAGGAUCAGUCCUGUCCUCGAUGCACCAAGUCCAGUCAAGUCUGCUGUAACUGUGAAGCAACCAGUUGGAACAAUAACUGAGAGUUCGAGAGCAUUCCUUACCAGGCUUGAGGACUUCCUUGAUGAAGAUGACAGUAUCAUCCAGGACGAUGACGGCAAUGAUGACCAAUCAUUGACGCUGUCCGAUAUGUCUGAAGUCGACAGCUUCUUCAACAAUAACAAUGACUCAUUAGCUAACACAGCUAUCUUUGGUGAUAGUGAGAGAAAGGACUGGCGUGAUUCUGCCGAGCGCUCCAUUGAAGAUGAGAUUCAGAAUGACUUUGGAUCAUCUGAAGUUCCUGUGAGUACCCCAGGGAGUACCCCAGGGAGUGCUCUGCUACCUGUUGCACUCAUGGACCGGAAGCAAAAACUCAUCAAGUGGCUGCGAGCGUACGUAGGAGAGGAAGAGGAGUAG
Lineus longissimus is the source of this 15015-nucleotide messenger RNA. RefSeq lists its product as uncharacterized. Lineage: Eukaryota; Metazoa; Nemertea; Pilidiophora; Heteronemertea; Lineidae. The record is from RefSeq and is a predicted model, not a curated record. The coding region runs from base 1 to 15015 and encodes 5004 amino acids. The transcript has 12 exons.